Molecule: messenger RNA, 3096 nt
Organism: Acytostelium subglobosum LB1
Lineage: Eukaryota; Evosea; Eumycetozoa; Acytosteliales; Acytosteliaceae
Exons: 2
Coding region: 1-3096 (1031 amino acids)
Source: RefSeq, a predicted model, not a curated record
AUGUUGACACGCACAGCAUGUCUGUGCUCAUCUGCUGCGGCCAGACGAGCAAGUCUUGGCGCUGCACUACGAUUGAUGAGCAUUGCUCAUCCAUCACUUUCACUCUCACAUUCAUACUCAUCAUCAUCAUCUAAUAAUAAUAAUGACAACAAGUCUAGUCCACCAUUCAAAUCCACAUCAUCAUCAUCCACAUUAUCUUCCACAUCAUCAUCAUCAUCAGAUAGCAGGCAACCGAAACCUCGACAAACCAAUGAUACAAUAAGGAACAUCAUCCAGGCAAUCCAAACAGACAUGGAGAAGAGUAUAAGCCUGAUAACAUCAUUCAUUGACUAUUCAAUAUCAAAGAACCAUGCCAUUGGCAAUCAAUUGAACAUGUUUGCAAAGUUAGCUCAUGAGAAUCGAGCCAACUCUAACUACCCAAAAUGCAUAAGCGUGAUCGUUAGAGGCUUCUGCGAGACGGGACAGGCCGAGCAAGCUGUGCCCCACCUCUCAGCCAAGACCUCGGCUAACGUCUAUGAUACAGUGUUCGGGGCAAUGAUCAGUCAGAUCAAGAAGCGACAGAAACAACAGCAAUCAGAGAACAACAACACCAAGCAACUAGUGUUGGACAAGAAUGAUCCCACUGUCAUAGGCAUCGAGAACAUGAUAAAGAUGCUGUCAAUCAUUGAUCUUGGAUCGACAUCGGUCGACGCCUAUGUGAUUUCCGCGCACCUGCUCUUUGGGCGGGAGGCCCAAGCGCUAAAGGUGUUCCAGGCGACGGCCACCAAGCCAAAGCAGCUCGUCUAUUACAAUCCGUUGCUGAACUUCCUCAACUACUAUGUCAGCCGCGGGCGCCACGUCGAGUCGAUCACAUUCUUCAGCGAGAAUAUCAAACAUUACAUUGGCUUCCUCGAGUCGCGCCACUUUCUCACCUACCUGAUGGACAUCAGGCGCGCAGGUCUCAAUGAGGACUAUCUGCUGGACAAGUUGCGCGAGGACGGCCUGUUGCCGUCGGCCGAGCACCCUCGCGCCACCAUCAACCUCGCUGUCUACAUGCUCGAGACGGGCCGCCACGUUGAAGCACGCAAGCUUUACAACCGAUACUUGACACAGGGUGGCAAGCCCGAGCAAUGGAUGCACUUCCAGUUCAUGCGCGAAGCAGUCCUGCGCGGGGACUUUGAGACGGCCAUGUCGUGGCUGGUCAAUGCGCGCUUCCACAACUUUGUACCCAGCUUCGCCACGACCCAAAGCCUCGUGGCCAUCUUGUUGGACAAGCAGCAGGACGAUCUAAUCAAAGAGUUCACCGACAUGGUGACGUCAGCGGGUCCCAAACACGGCCUGCUGCCCAAGCUCAUUGUGUUUAAUGAGUUCUCGACGAACCCGGCACGACGUGAGUUUGCCCAGACUCUGAUCGCGCGGCUCAAGCAGGUCGACGUGCUUGAUCAGACAGCAUUCACCAACCAGAUCAUCCGAUGCUACCUGCAGCUGGACCAGUACGAGCGUGCCCUGCUCUGGCACGGCCGCCGCAUCACCGAGCUCAACCUGCCCAUCGACACGUACAACGUCUACAACUUUAUGGUCUACCACAAGCGCCACCAAGACCAUGCGCUCGAGGAGUACUGGAACAAGAUACGCACGUCAAUGAACAUCGAUCGCUCCUACGAGGACAAAGCCAAAGCGGACUACGACGUGUUCUCCUUCCUGAUCGACCUGGACGCACUCGCGAACCUAGGCUCCCGCAGCGAGCUGGAGAGCCUGAUCAAGAAGCCGAGCAGCCAGUCGAUUGGCGUCGUGCCAUUCGUCGACGUGAGCAAGUUCGAGGGCCGUCGCGUAGCCACACCGCUUGAGACAAAGCUGUUGGACGCCAUCGCCCGCAAAGAUUACGGCGCGGCGAUGUCCGCGCUCACACUGCAGUUCGCGGUCAGCUCCACGGACAUGGAGCGACAGAUCCCGAUUGGAACCUCGCUGUUGCAGGCGGCCACACUCCUGCAGGCGAUGGACGACAAGAAGUUCCUGGCAUUCUUGGAGGACGCCAGCAAGGUACCAGUCGCAAUCAAACAGCUAUUGUUCAACCCGGCGUACCAUGCCAACCAGCUGCGUACCAACCUUGAGAACGAGCUCAGACUGCUGGCAACAUACCCGCAAUCAAUGUACAUCCACUCGACCACAAUAUGGAACAGCAUUUUCAUUGGACUGAUCUUGAUCAGGAAUGCCCACUCGAUCGAACUUGCCAACAAGGUUUACGACCACAUGAUCGCGCGUGGUAUGUCCACCCAGCAGACUGCAUUCGACGCCUAUGCCGACCUGUAUUGCCAGCGCACGACUACAUUGCCCGGCCCAACGGCCGAGAUGGAGCAGCACAUGUGCAAGUUCGCCCAACAGAAUGCCAUCCUAUGGACCAAGUGCAACAACUUUAUAGUCGAAUACUUGUUGCGCCACAAUCGCACGGACGAAGCUUUGGCCGCAUGGAACAACAUGGUGGGCAAGGAAAAGCUGCGUCCGGACUUCUACACUGCGCAGGUCGGUCUGCGGCUGGCGCUGGCCAUCCAUCCAGGCGGCCUGCCAUCCGAUGUCACUAGCUCCAAGGAAUGGGAGGGCAUACUGCGCGGCGUGACAGCUGGCGACGCCGCCCACUUCCACGGCUGUCUGAUCGCGCACCUCGCCAGCACCAAGGCCGACACCCGUACCCUGGAGCGUCUGAUCCGCCGCGGACACCCCGGCAAGCACGGCACCGAGCUGAAUAACGUGACGAUGGUGAUGCGCGAGCUGUACCAGCAUCCAAGUCUUCUGGUCGCCUACUUUGAGGACUAUGCGGCCACGUGUCACCGACCGCUCACACAUCUCGAAGCGUACGCGCACCAUCUAGUCGGCGAGGCCAACCUCCAAGUCAAGUCGGAGCAUACCUCCAAGCUUCUCCAAUCAAUCAAGACCGUACCAAACAUCACUCGCAAGUAUCCAGACGUCACAUCCUACACCGAUCAAGCAAUCGACAAUAUGAUACAAGCGCACAAUCAAUUCCAAAGCAACCCAAACACAACAACAACAAAGUCAUCUUCAUCAUCACCUGGCGACUCUUCAUCCAGUUCUUCCGGAAAGCCCAGUUUAGACCAAGCUUAG